This is a messenger RNA of Papilio machaon (common yellow swallowtail), 1926 nucleotides long. RefSeq lists its product as uncharacterized. Bases 302 to 1525 code for a protein of 407 amino acids. The transcript has 10 exons. The record is from RefSeq and is a predicted model, not a curated record. Lineage: Eukaryota; Metazoa; Arthropoda; Insecta; Lepidoptera; Papilionidae.
CCGGCACACCCCACGCCGCGCACUCCAUGGCCCAUGCAGACAGACCGCGAGCAUCCAUCGCGCUGGUCGAACGUACCAUCAGGUCACUGGUUCAAGGUCACGAUCGAAUCGUCUCCGAAAUAGUUGCAAAUCGAAGUGUUUUCGCGCUCGUUUUGAUUUUAUUUUUAAUUAUUACGGCGCGGCUGAAGGCCGCUCCCAUUCGGCGUGCACAUGCCGACUAACGCGUGCACUCGCGCGCGCGCCGCCACUUAGAUCAAAACAAGAUAUUUGUUGCAAUUUAUCUUGAUUGUUCCGUGCUGCAAUGGCUUCCAAGGUGCUCGUGCCGACUUCUCCCUUCGCCAAACUGCAGGUGAAAAAGUCACCACCAGAAGCAGCAUCCAGCGGUUUCUUCGUCGGCAGUGACGCGGGCGCGCGUGUGGCACACCUGGAACACAGCGUGCGCUUCCUGCAGGAGCAGCACCGGCAGAUGCUGAGCGGUCUCCACGCAGAGAUCGAGGCACUUCGCGAAAGGAAUCGAGAUCUUCAGUUUCAACUUAUAUUCAACAAAGAUUCUGCACCAAAAUCCAGCGCUACCGUCGGUGACGAACCCGCGGAGAUUAACGAGGAGGUACAGUCGCUGCGCGUGGACGUGUGCCGCCUGGAGCGAGAGGCGGCGGCGGCGCGCGGCGAGGCGCGGGCAGCGGAGGCUCGUGCGCUGCAGCUGCAGAAGCAGCUGGACGCACUCACUGAGAAGCUGAAAACACUAGAGUGCCGGUCGGGCGAGGGCGAGGGUGGGGCUGAGCCGGAAGGCGGCGCGGGCGCGGGCGGGGGCGGGGGCGGAGGCGAGAGCCGCGGCACGCUGCGCGCGCGCCUGGCUGACGCCGAGCGGCUGGUGCGGCGGCUGCGCGGCGACGCCGAGCGCCAGCGCAGAGAGGUACUCGCCGGCGCAGCGGCCGCGGCGGCCCCGGGCGGCGCGGUCACGAACCUCUUGUUCGACGGCGCCGCCGCCCGACACGCACACUUGCAAUGCAUGAAGAACUCGCUGCAGGCAAGCGUGCGCGCCGGCGCCCUUGAUAGCUUCGGUUUCCAGAACACCUACCACUUCCCCCCCAUGCAGGAUUUCUGGGUUGACACCUUAGCUGACGAGAUGCCGCGCGGUGGGCGGCGACGGCCCCUUGCACUGCCCGAACUGGUGCCGCAUAGAGCUACUAUAUUUGCCAAUACCCAUGCACGCGGUAGAAGUUACGGAUAUGAGAAAAGCAAAAAAACAUCAGUGACCAACGGCGAUACAGUUAAUGGGAAGCCGACUGAAGAACACCAUGAACAGACCAGAUUAAAAGAGUUAAGCAUAGACAAUUUAUCAAAAAAGAAAGAUAAAACAAAAGUGGACUCUAUGGUCACGUAUCCAGAAUUGAAAAUAGUGGUUACAAAAAUAAUACCACACGGAAAGGUGAACGUGACAGGUGCGGGGGGUGCGGGUCCUGCGGGGGAGGCACGACCCCGCCCGCGCCGCCACCACCGCAAGCACACCACAGACCACACGUAACCGAUCAUAAUCCUACCAAACUAAAUAUAUCUCAAGUAUCCAUCUAUGACACUGACCUCUAUAUUUCACGUACAAGGCGGUAAGCCGUGAUAUUAUGUGCCUAUUUGGUUAUCGCCAUUUUGGCGUUGACGGUAGCUGUUAACUGUGUUGGAAAGUCGAACUAAUAGGAGAAAUGAUUAGCCUACAGUAACUUCAAAUGGCGCUUUUAGGUCUGAAGGAAGCAAAGGCUGACUCUUUUGCUUCCUUCCAAGCGACCUGUCUAGCGGAUAUCUAGAGGUCGGUGAUCUAUUACUAUAGACCAAUGAAGAACACCACGUCUCUAAAUUAGUACUAUUUUAAUUUAGCGUGUUUUCAUAGGUGUAUUUACGUAGUCUGAAAUAGACAAUGUUAUGUGUGUGUAA